AUGGUUACACUGCCCCACUGUUGUACCCUUCUGCUGGCCUUAAUUCUUCUCAUUGUUUCAACGCACACAUCGAAAAUAGUAACCCCCCCUAGAGGUGCUCACUACAACAAGGUGACUGCAUCUGCGCAACAUGGUUGGAAUAGGAGUCACUCCACCCGUAGGCUGUUCUUCUUAAAAAAGGAGAAGCAAAAUGAUGCUCGUUUCAAAAGGUUAUAUGACCUUAAGAGUUGGUUAAAUAGCCUUUUGGGUGAAAUUCUGCCUGGGGAGAGUGGCCAUGGAAUGUUGGUAGGGGGGCAGAAAAGGUGGAGGCCGGGGUUGGGUAACACGCUCGACGGGAUGCUAUACCCCCCGUAUGAGGUGCAGAAGGCCGUCAGGUGCUACACGUUCCCGUCACGCGAUGGGGUUGAUGAGGGUGACAAGGAAGACAGUAGGGUGGACAGUAAUGUGACCAGUAAUGUGGGUAUUAAUGUGGAUAGUAAUAUGUGUAGCAGCGUAAACCGCACCACGUGCAGCACUGGCAGCCAAAGGGAAGGACGAAUGGAGGCUAAGCGUGACGGAGGAAGGUGCACCGGCCCCGCCCAAAUCGAGCGGUACAUCACUCGACAGUUAAUACACUUAACGAGCGAACUUAUAAAAAUACAGAACGAAUGGGAAAAAGACAAACAGGAGGAGAAAGCAAAACCGAGCAGUAGCCUUAACGGAAAGACGAACAGCUGUGUAAAGUGGAAUUACUACCUGAAUAGCAAAAAUACCCCCCUGAAAUGCUUCGUCUACGUGGAUGUGCCAGAAGGAACAGUAAUGUUAAAGCCAGAAAAGGUAGACGACAAAAAAAAAAAGUUUUUAAUUUCCAUCAAUGCUUUAAAUGAUAUCAGAAGGAAUAAUAAAGAGAUAUUAAAAAAUAUUUAUUUUAAAAAACAUGAAAUAACUUUUGACCACAUAUAUCGAAAUAGUAAUUGCAUAACAUUGUUGUUUAGCAGAUUUAUUGACCAUCCUUACCUUCUCAAUGCGUUGUCUUUUUUUUGUUUAUCAUCUUGUGGCUACCUUCUGACUGAUGUUUUUUACCAAGGAGUUCUACACUUAUUGAGUAGCGAAAUUAUUUGGAACCCCCUUGUAUACAACGUCUGGUGUAACGUAUACCAUACGACUUUGCCAUUGAAGCUUUAUUUGGCUAAACAGACCUACUCCUACGGAAGAGUUGCCUUUGAUUUUUUUGUGAAUUAUGUAAGGGCGAAAUUGAUUAGGUUGGAAACUUCGUUAAUGAAUUCUUCGUUGAGACGCAAAGUGGAUUUAGACACUCGCGAGGAAAACACGUAUGACGAUAAAAUGUUUUCCAUUUCGACACAGUGUGACAUUUCGGAUGAGGAAGAAGAGGACUUCACCUACAUUUGA
Molecule: messenger RNA, 1389 nt
Organism: Plasmodium coatneyi
Lineage: Eukaryota; Apicomplexa; Aconoidasida; Haemosporida; Plasmodiidae
Exons: 1
Coding region: 1-1389 (462 amino acids)
Source: RefSeq, a predicted model, not a curated record